AUGGGCCCUAGAACCCCGGAUGACAGAUUACCAACUGAUCAAGACAGGGUUGGCGGAAUAGCCGUUCUCGCAAUUGGGAUCUGGACCGUGGUUGACAAGAAGUUCCUGGAAAAUCUCGUGGAUGUCAGUCUUUUCUUCAGCGCUGCUUACAUAGAAAUCGGAGCCGGUGUCGUCGCAGUUUUCAUAGCAUUUCUUGGUUGUUUCGGAGCGUUGAAAGAAGUCAGAUGCAUGCUAUUGACGUAUUCCCUCUUGUUGUUCCUGCUCUUCGUCGUGGUCUUGAUCGCUGGGAUCUUGGGCUAUGUGUUCAAGAUGAAGAUAGAAGACCAGAUCAAGAUCGGAUUGGACAACGCCUUGACCGAAUAUGAUCCCAAGGUCCCGGGGUAUGUCACUGAAGGAUGGAACAACAUGCAGCGCAAGUUGAAAUGCUGCGGUGUUGAGAGCUACACUGACUGGAGCAAAAACAGGAAGGGGAUUACUGGAACUUACCCGGAUUCCUGCUGUGCUCCGGGUCUUUCGACGAGUGAAAUUUCGACGUGUAAAAGCAACGCUGCGACGAGCAACAAUUUUUACCGCGACCCGUGUCUGACAACUGCCAAAGCUUACUUGAAGCAGCAUGGUUCCAUUAUUGGGGGAGUUGGAAUCUCGAUUGCCGUCAUUAUGAAUGGUGUCGAGUGUAGUGAAUCUGCCGUGGCAUCUCUUGGGCCGAAUUUCAUCCUUCUACCUCAAACCCAACAGCUCAAGGCGCUUCACACAGUUAUUCGAGACAAAAGUACGGUCCGGAGUGAUUUUGUUUUCUAUGCUGAUCGUUUGAUCCGGUUAGUGGUGGAAGAAGGACUGAACCAACUACCUUUCAAGAGCUGUUCGGUUGUGACUCCAACGGGUACUGUGUAUGAUGGAUGUCGGUUUGAGCGUGGGAACUGUGGUGUUAGUAUCGUCCGAAGCGGGGAGGCCAUGGAAAAGGGACUGAGAUCAUGUUGCCGUUCAAUACGAAUAGGGAAGAUCCUAGUGGAGUCUGAUGAAACUCAUAAUGCCCGCGUGGUGUAUGCCAAGUUCCCAGGCGACAUUGCCUUUAGGAAGGCGCUUCUGAUGUACCCCAUCUUGAGCACGGGCAACACGGUCAUCAAAGCUGUUGAAGUGCUUCGUGAGCACAAUGUUCCCGAAGAGAACAUCAUCUUGUUGAACUUGUUUUGUACCCCAGUGGCGGCUCGGUCUGUGCUGGAAGCCUUUCCGAAGCUCAAGCUCCUGAGUUCCGAGAUGCAUCCCUUCACGCCGAAUAAUUUCGGACAACGUUAUUUUGUUGGUGCUCAUGACUGAUGGAAAUAUUUACGAGUCUUUCGAAGUUUGUGUGUGUGUUCGAAAGUUCGUGCUUGGAUUUUUUUUCUCUCCUCGUGCUUUUUUUUUUUUACGCUGUGAUUUGACUCGCUUUGUGAUGUUUUGCGGGGGUUUCAGUCAGUUGGUGUCUCUUGUUUGUUUGCACUCGCGUGUGCAAUGAUCAGAUGGAAAAAUUACAAAUUUAUCUUCAAAAAUGUUGAAUUUUCGAGGAAUUGUGCAGGUACUGUCUCGGUUGUGUAUCUGGCCUUGGAACUUUUCACAGCGUCUUCCUUCAUCUUUUUGAAUUUGUCAAUUGUUUUAGUUUCGAAGUCUUAUUUUAACGUCUUAGUUUCAGUUGGAUAAUCGAAACCAUAUCACAAUUGGUUAUACAGUACUGUGCUGUACGUUAAAGUUGGCAGAACAGAGAUGCACGAAUCGUUUUUUGACUACAAUCUUCAGGAAACGCUCCUCUGCUCCAGAAGCAUAAUUUUUAUAAUUAUUUCAAGUGGUACAGUAAUUAUAUGGGAGAUUAAGGCUCCCGUUUCUUAAACGUAACAAGUUGGAAAAAGUCUCUUACAUGCUAACACUAUGUUCUUUUCUCCUCAAUGCAUGUGGAACACAUGGUUUAUUUUGGUUUCAAUAAAAAUUUUAUUUCAAAUAGGUAAAAAAUCAUUUAUAGGUACCUUUUAUAGUUACAUACAUUAUUCUAAAUACAUCAUAUCGUACUGUUUAUUGUCUAAUAAAUUCUACUAUUUUCGUGCUGAAAGACAUGGUUCUCCUUGAAAUGUCAUGGAAACAGUGGAAUGUAACUCAGGGUAUUGUCAUAGUUUCAUUGGUCAUGGUUUCAUUUUUCUACGAAAAGAAACCUUGACGUGUAUUUUUGAGACAGAAUUGCUCCAAGCUAGGAUUUUAUUGUACAGUAUCUGCAGGAUUCUGAAAAAAUAUCAGCAGUGAUUUCUUGAAGCUUAAAGCCAAAUCUUAGUCUUUCUGUGUUCGCAAAGUCUGAAGCUUCAACCUGAAACCACUCAAAAUUCGGGAGUCAAUCAAUUGUUUUCCCAUUUUCUGUUCGGUGAUG
Molecule: messenger RNA, 2386 nt
Organism: Notodromas monacha
Lineage: Eukaryota; Metazoa; Arthropoda; Ostracoda; Podocopida; Cyprididae
Source: the annotation of a GenBank genome assembly